Molecule: messenger RNA, 1367 nt
Organism: Puccinia graminis f. sp. tritici CRL 75-36-700-3
Lineage: Eukaryota; Fungi; Basidiomycota; Pucciniomycetes; Pucciniales; Pucciniaceae
Product: chalcone-flavanone isomerase
Exons: 8
Coding region: 71-1111 (346 amino acids)
Molecular function (GO): intramolecular lyase activity
Source: RefSeq, a predicted model, not a curated record
AUAUAAGCCAGUCUUUACCUCCAACUCAUUUUCUUCAUUCAACCGUCAAGUGGCUUAACUCUGAUCCAUCAUGUUCCGAACCACCAAGCAAGCACAUUCGAUCAUCACCAGAUCACAGCAACAAAACAUCCUCCACCAACUCAGCAGAAGAACCAGACCGACCACGCUCCUGACCAGACGAGCACUCCAUCAAAACUCCCACAAGGAUUCCUAUGGCUUCAAGCAAGCCAUCUCAGACAUCAACCUCAAAUGGACUGCACCCAUCGGACUGGUGAUCAGUAUCGGACUAUGGUUCUACCUCCAAGACCAGAUCGAAUCUCGUCCAUCAACCCAUCUCAAGAUAGACGAGCCUCUACCACCGAUGAUCGUCCUCAACCAACCAACAAAUCAACACGUGAUCGAUCCCGCCACCCAAUUGCAAAUCCCUGCCCAACUCAAACCCGAGCACAUCAACCUCGAAGAGCCCAUGCGCCUCGUCGGCUUGGGCGUAAGGACGGUCUCAUUCCUGGCGGUGAAGGUGUACGUGGCCGGCUUUUAUGCCGAUCCGAGGGUGCUCAGAGCACUCAGAGUCGUCCCUGGUUGGAGUGAUGAUUUGACGAAGGAGAAACUCUUAUCAAAAUCCACUCAAAAACAACCCAAUCUCGAUCCUAAGGAUCAAGAGGAAAUCAGAGGCGAGGCUUUGAUUCGCAAUUUAUUGGCUGCACCCGCUAAUUUCGCUAUCCGAAUCGCCCCAGUUCGUCCCACAGACUUCACUCAUCUUCGAGACGGGUUUUGUCGCUCAUUAUUAGCUCGAGUCAAGCAAGCUUCUCAGGCCGGAACGAUCUCCGAAAUAGACCUAGAAAGGGCGUCUCAAUCGAUCAACACUUUCCGAAGUUUCUUUCCUACCGGAGUCUCAGUACCUAAGGGAAAAGCGCUAACAUUAAUCAGGACGGCAAGCCAGAGCUUGAUAAUCGAGUACGAUGGUAAGAAGUUGGGUGAAUUGGAGGAUCGGAUCGUUGCCAGAGAACUCUUCUUGGCUUACUUUGCGGACCAAGAUCCGAUCAGUAUCAAGCUUAAGGAAUCUGUCGCUGAAGGAUUCUCGAGUCUUUACCAACCCGAGGCUCGUCUCUAGUCAUUAACCCUGAGAAAAAGAAACUAGUCAGAAUUUGUUGAGGAGUCAGCCAAUUACCAAAAUCCAAUAUUUUCCUUCUACAGAUAAGAGUGCAACCAAUUAUUGUGUGCAUAGUUGCUUCUUUAUUCAUUCAGUUCUUUGAUUUGAGUUGCAAAGUAAAAACCAAACUUCAAACCAUCCAAAGAUCAGAUCUCGUAAAAAAACCACAGCAAUCUAUAUAUUCACAAAGACUGUUGUAAUUUGUCCGUUUUUGUAA